CAACGAUGGCCUUCCGGUUCAACUGGGGACCGUUUGACCCGACGCUGCUAGCCGAAGCACGGCGCGAGAUGACUGCUGCACUGAACAAGGGCGAUCGUCAUCCAGCCAUUGCCGACGACAUUAUUGUCCACGAGCUGCACCUCGGCACCACUCCCCCAGAGCUCUCUAUUCUCGAAAUCUGCGAGAUUGGCGCGGAUCACUUCCGAGGCAUCUUUGAGCUGGCCUACGCCGGCGACGCACACAUUGUACUGCACACGAAGGCUCAAGCAAACCCAAUCCACCCGACCAAGCCGAGGUCGGCAAUCACAAGACACGGCAUUCUGGCUGCAAACAAGCGGCUGGUGGUCCCCAUGGAGGUCCGCAUCAGCGCGUUUCGAUUGAACGGCGUCUGCGUGCUGGACGUCGGCCUCAAGACGGGCGUCUCGCUCUCGUUCAAGAGCGAUCCCCUCAAAAGCGUCAAGGUCAACACGACAUUCGACGACCAGGCCAACGUCAAGCGGCAGCUGCAAAACAUGAUUGAAGAGCAGCUGCGAAUCCUCGUCAACCACGAUCUGCCCCGGAUGGUCCAUCUUAUUUCCCUCGGCAAGGAGGUGAACGAUACAACAAAGAAACAAGACCCGACCGAAUGGCACCCGGAUACGACACCGUUCGUCACACCUUCGUCAUCUCCACCAAGGAGUAGAGCAACAUCCUUCUCGCUCCAGUCUGUGCUAAGUACCAUGUCGGGCACCGAAGAUCCCGAAAACGAGGUUGCCGAGUUGCUCAAUCCGUCGCGCAAUACCAUCACUGCUCAUUUGGCCACGCUGAGCAACUCGGCGGCGACCAUGUAUCCCUAUUCAACGAGCAGUGCGGACACGGGUGUUGCCCAUCGCUUUACUUCGUCGCGGGGCUCGUCGCUCGGAUCGUCGCCAUUCCUCGGCUCCGAGUUUGACGAGCACGACGUUGCCGCGCCGCCAGCGCAGCAGCCACACGGAGCCAUUGCACCGGACGCGAGUCCGCCGAUGCUGGGUGUGCCGCCACGAGCUCCCGCUACGCCGCCCAAGCCAAGCAGUACCGAUCCCAGCGCGGCGGCGCAUGCUGCUGCGUCGGCCCUGUUGUACAGCCCAGCGCACCGCACAUCCGUGAGCGAUACCAUUGGCGACGUUAUUGCCUCGGCGGUGAGUGGACUGCCGCCACCAACAAGCGCCUCGCUACCGGGAUCUCCGCUUCACAUGCCCAAGAGCUCCGCCGCUGCGGCACUGCCGCGGUCUGCCAGCUCGGAUCCCUUGACGGAUCUGGACUUCCACAGCAGCCCUCUCACGCACGAAACCAGGGCGCCCAGCAUUGUGGAAUCCGAGUACGCCGCGCUGCUCGUCCUGCAGCAGCAAGUGCAGCAACAACAACAGCGGCUCUUGCAACUCCAGCAGCUUCAACACCAACAGCAGCUUGCCAACCAGGAGCAAUUGCUUGGACACCGACAGCAGCUCCUCCUCCCCGUCUCGCAGCCUCGUCAACCCCAGCCCGCAGCCUCGCAGCCUCGCUCCCGAGCCUCGUCGCACUCGUCCAAGACUUCUGCAGCCGCCCCUCCUCCUCCUCCGCCUCAGCCUGUUCGACCAACCCCACGGCAUCUUCACGUGUCGGCCGAGCAGCAACUCCAACACCAGCAAGCGUACAGCAACACGUCGGCUUUCACUCCUCUGCGGCAAGUGCCGGCAUCCUUCGUGUCUCGCUCGUCGACCUCGUCCAGUGCUUCCACUCCACAGCCACCGUCUCUGUCCAACAGUGCAUCGCGCGUUCCAAGAAGUGUCGCAGACUGGCACGUGGACACUGCGCCGGCCGCCGCUGAAGUGACCAUGGUUGGUGGAUUGUCGUACAGCACGACACGCCGGCUCUCGUUCGCCCAUGAAGCCGGGCCAAUCGCUGCGUCGUCCAGCAGCGCGGGCCGUGCUAGCGCAACGACCUCCCAUCGAAGGAGCACCUCCACGGCCUCGCUGCCAGAUCUGGCCGUCAUGGCCGGGGCACCCGCAAACGGCGCAUUACGCAGUCGACGAUCCUCCGGUGCCAUGUCACGCGACGAGGCUGCCGCUGCCUCUGCCACCAAGCACAAAGUUGCGCUCCACGAUGCCAUGCUUAUUUCUCGCGCGAUUCUUUCGCGGCACGACCCAGCUGUCGCACAGCCCGCAUCGCGGCCUUCCUCCACCACGCCCAGUCGCAGCAGCCUGCUUUCGUUCUUUUAAGCCACAUCAACAACAACACACAAAAAAAAUGUACAUCAAUUUUCUUUCUUUCUUCUUCAUGCUUGUUAUGAAUUAAUACAGGUUUCCGCUUUGGGGAUGUAAUCAUUUCUAAUCUGUUAAUCAAUAAACUUUUCCGAAA
Capsaspora owczarzaki ATCC 30864 is the source of this 2355-nucleotide messenger RNA. RefSeq lists its product as hypothetical. The record is from RefSeq and is a predicted model, not a curated record. The coding region runs from base 6 to 2216 and encodes 736 amino acids. NCBI's taxonomy places the organism in Eukaryota, Filasterea, Ministeriida, Capsasporidae. Gene Ontology annotation, biological process: mitochondrion organization; phospholipid transport. The transcript is spliced from 3 exons. Gene Ontology annotation, cellular component: ERMES complex. Gene Ontology annotation, molecular function: lipid binding.